This is a messenger RNA of Tuber melanosporum (Perigord truffle), 578 nucleotides long. RefSeq lists its product as uncharacterized. Gene Ontology annotation, biological process: cellular response to oxidative stress. The coding region runs from base 107 to 418 and encodes 103 amino acids. Gene Ontology annotation, cellular component: cytoplasm; nucleus. The transcript is spliced from 3 exons. Gene Ontology annotation, molecular function: glutathione disulfide oxidoreductase activity. Lineage: Eukaryota; Fungi; Ascomycota; Pezizomycetes; Pezizales; Tuberaceae. The record is from RefSeq and is a predicted model, not a curated record.
GAACAUCUCUGGCCCUCCUCCGUCCUGCUUUACAGGACAAACACACUUGCCUACCAUAGCUUCAAUAUUCCGCCGUUUCUUCUUCCUAUCGCCCAGAUCAUCAGCCAUGUCUGCCACCGCUGUUCAAAAAGUUCAAACCAUUAUCGACGAAAACGCCGUUGCGGUCUUUUCCAAAUCUUACUGUCCCUAUUGCCGUGCCACCAAAGAAGCCCUCACCAAAGCUGGUGCAAAGUUUUGCGAGAUCCAGUUGGACCAAGUCGAUGAUGGAGCCGAUCUCCAGGCCGCUCUCCAGAAGAUCAACGGUCAGAGGACUGUCCCGAGCAUCUACAUUGGCCAGAAGCACAUUGGCGGAAACAGCGAUUUGCAGGCGAGAAAAUCCGAGUUGCCUACCUUGUUGAAGACAGCAGGGGCCGUUUAGAGGGUUUUGUUUCGAUCCGUUGGUGGAUGGUGAUAGAGAGCAAAUGAUGGGCCCUCAUUAUUGUGUCCUAGCAGACCCCUGGGCCUCUAUUUCUCUCAUUCUAUUCAUGCGUGUGUUUUCUUUAUUAGAACUAGACAAAAAACAAACUUUGUCGUAACCA